This is a messenger RNA of Rubroshorea leprosula, 1529 nucleotides long. The record is from the annotation of a GenBank genome assembly. Lineage: Eukaryota; Viridiplantae; Streptophyta; Magnoliopsida; Malvales; Dipterocarpaceae.
UAUCAGUAUCUUGGGAAGGCUGUUUUGCUUUCAAUGCUCCCAUGCUCUGCUUUCUACCAACGCCGGAGAAGCAUUUAGAAGGCUGGCCCUUAAGGAGUACAAUUUGAUUCCUCUUAUUACCGUUAUGUCAAAAGAAAUCCUGUAUGAAGACAAACAUGGUGACAUUUUUAGCUUUUGGGAAUAUGUCGUAAAAGGCAGAAAAGUUUCUGCUAGUGCCCAUAUAAAUUUUUAAGAAAUGCCAUGACAAAUGUCUGCUUGGUGCUCUGAAAUUGCAUGGAUGUUGUGUGUGUGUGUGUAUAUAUAUAUAUAUUAUAUAUAUAUAUAUAUAUAUGAUAACAGGGCAUGUGAAAUGGAGAAAAUAAUGGGCGUCAGUGCCUGGAAUUUCCUCUGUUCACAAAGCAUCACUCUUUUUACCAGGAAAAGUAUGGGCUUGAAGAGGUGUAUAGAAUCUGUGAAUUUGUUCCUUACAGUUUCUAGAGAAGUAUAAUCUCAUUUUUAAUGUCAAAUCCACGAAGGUCUUGUCACUUUUGCGUUCCUUUUCCCCCAUUGAAACCAGCAUUUGGUAUAUUUUCCUGCUACACAGGGGAAUAUCAAGGAAGAGUAUGUGAUCCUAGAACUUGUCAAUUUCUUUUGCUACAGCACUGGUGGGAUCAACCUCUGAGAGACAGAGAUGAGCGUGUUGUGAGAAAAGGGGUACAAGUUAAUGGCUGCAAUUGGAGCACGUAGUUGUCUCUCUCUAUGUUCCCUUUCUUCCAUCUGCCGGUUCUCCAUACAGCCAUCUUCUGUCAUCCCUAUUUAACACACCUUCAGUGGUCCCCAUAUCUUCACACAAAUACCUACCUUUCCUCACACCCAUGAAGAUUACCUUUGUAAAAAAUGAUAAUUUUACUAGAUAUGACACUUGGAAAACCCCACAUGUUUUGUUCUUUUGGUUAAACUCAACUUACCUACAAAACAUAGCAUCAUUUUGUUCCCUCAAAUCAGAAUAUCAAGUACAUUUUUCCUUGCACAGCCAUUUCUUGCGUUGAUCCUGUAAGGUUCUAGCCCAGCAAUCUCAUCAGUCUCGGUACCUUCUGGAUUGCUGGGUAAGUCUCUUUUACCCAUAUUUCUCACUUCAUUCGUGUAUCAUGACUCAGAAUCCAAAACAUCUAGCUAGCUUCAAACUUUGCAUGAAUUUCAAAAAAUCAUCUAGCACCAAACAAAAAGUGUUUAAACCUUUUACACUUCUAACCCCUCAAUUGUUAUUAUAUUAUAUCCCAAGUUUUCCAUGAUCCACUUCUUUACAGGGAGAAAACUCAACCACAACUUUCCCAUUAUUUGUUAUUAUAUAUCUGCAGACCCACACAGUCAUUCUCUUGACUCUUUCCUAUCAAAUGUCAAUUGCUCAAAAAGAAUAAAACAGGCAGCGCAACACAUGGGGUCUGUAAACAGAGUUUUACUCAAGAUUUGUCACCACUUAAUUGGGGAAAAGCCGUCGAGCCAUGUUGGGGUUUGUUUGUAGAGGUUACAAAGAAAGAGCAAGUUAUGAU